GAGUCGUGUGCUGUCUGUACUGCCCAUUAGAGGUGAACGCGCACAUUACACGAGCACUCUGCCGAGUGUCGACCCGGAAGUUAUUCCAGCGGGUGUCCAACGUGCGUAUAGUGAAGCAGCUGCGUGUUAACAUCAUGGGUAAGUCCAAACAGGUAGGAAACCAUAAAAAGAAGAGUCUUGGCAAGAUAUGGAAGACCAAGCACAGGACAAAGGACAUUGACCAGAUCCAUGCAGACAUGAUCCCUGCAAAUGCUGCCAAGUUACUAAAGCAAGAUGUAGAUUAUGAUGUUACAGGCAGUGCCCAGCAUUACUGUCUGCACUGCUCGAGAUAUUUUGUUGAUUUGAAAACCAUGAAAGAGCAUUUCAAGACCAAAGUUCAUAAAAAACGAUUGAAGAAGCUGAGGGAAGAGCCGUAUACGCAGGCUGAGGCAGAGCGGGCAGCAGGAAUGGGCUCUUACAUCCCACCCAAAACCAACAUAGAGGUUCACACACAGCAGGUCGAGGAGGAUAUGGACUGAAAGAUGACUUCUUUUUACAUAUCUGUGGACUCUUCUGAGUAAAACCAUUACGUCUGGACUCAGACCAACAAUUUAACCUCUUUCAGAGCUGAAAUUAAUUUAUGGAGAUGGAAAAACUUCAUUUAACUACAUUUAAACCUCUCUCUCACUAUAUAUAUAUAUAUAUAUAUAUAUAUAUAUAUAUAUAUAUAGUGUCAGGUAUAUUACAAGUUAUGAAAGAAACAAGUUAAAAUAAGUUGAUAUUUUUAAAUAUUCAUUGACAAUUCUCUGUAAAUUUAGACCCUGUUUGAUUUUGGAGAAGUCCUGGGACAGCUGACUACUUUCAUACACUGUUGUGAAAUUAAGUUGUUAAAGUCUGCUUACAGCAAGCAACCUUCUGGGACUGUAAGUCUCACAGUGUUUACUGUGUGUGUAUGUAUACUAAUUAAAUGUCCCUAAAGAGAGCUGAAAUAAAAUGAUAAAACAA
Molecule: messenger RNA, 984 nt
Organism: Ctenopharyngodon idella (grass carp)
Lineage: Eukaryota; Metazoa; Chordata; Actinopteri; Cypriniformes; Xenocyprididae
Gene: znf593
Product: zinc finger protein 593
Exons: 4
Coding region: 135-518 (127 amino acids)
Molecular function (GO): zinc ion binding; nucleic acid binding
Source: RefSeq, a predicted model, not a curated record